Messenger RNA from Drosophila persimilis, 765 nucleotides. Its product is annotated as coiled-coil domain-containing protein 25. The record is from RefSeq and is a predicted model, not a curated record. Bases 42 to 671 code for a protein of 209 amino acids. The transcript has a single exon. Lineage: Eukaryota; Metazoa; Arthropoda; Insecta; Diptera; Drosophilidae.
GUGUCAAAAAAGUUUUUUUUGUUUAAUUUUGGAUCUGCAAAAUGGUGUUCUACUUUAAAAGCAACAUUAUCCAGCCGCCGGCCAUUUUGUACAUGGGCCGCGACAAGCACGAAAACGAGGAACUCAUCCGCUGGGGCUGGCCGGAAGAUGUCUGGUUCCAUGUAAACAAUCUCUCGUCGGCUCACGUUUACCUGCGUCUGAAGCCGGGUCAGACCAUUGAUGACAUACCCAGCGAUGUGUUGGUGGACGCGGCCCAGCUGUGCAAGGCCAACAGCAUCCAGGGCAACAAGGUGAACAAUCUGGAGGUUGUCUACACCAUGUGGGAGAACCUGAAGAAGACCCCCGACAUGGAGCCGGGACAAGUGGCCUAUGUCAAUGAGGGGGCUGUUCGCAAGAUUCGCCUAGAGAAGCGGGUCAAUGAGAUUGUGAAUCGCCUUAACCGUACCAAGACGGAGGAGGAGCAUCCCGACUUUCGUGGCCAGCGCGAGGCGCGUGAUGUGGCUGCACGCAACGACCAGAAGAAGAUGCUUCGCGCUAAGCGCGAACAGGAGAAGGAAGCGGCCAAGCAGCGUGAACUGGAGGCAGAGCUUCGCAGCUAUGCCUCGCUCCAGAAGUCCGAAAAUAUGCGCACAAACUACGAUGCAGGCAACGAGUCGGACGACUUUAUGUAGUAUCAAGUGCAUUUACCUCUACGCUAUGAUUAUCAUUAUAUGAUAUUCAUAAUACAUUUUUUUGUUAAUAAAUUAUAUAAUAUAAAAACCUUUA